This is a messenger RNA of Cuscuta campestris, 2841 nucleotides long. NCBI's taxonomy places the organism in Eukaryota, Viridiplantae, Streptophyta, Magnoliopsida, Solanales, Convolvulaceae. The record is from the annotation of a GenBank genome assembly.
AGUGAUAGGGACGGUUUGGAUAAUUGGAUUUGGAUUUGGAUUUGGAGGUUAUAUCAGACUGCAUUAUUUAAUGGCCACAAUUCAAUUUCAAAUUUCGUCAACACCGCUGUGGUUUUCUUCGUCGGGUUAACGAUGGACCUCCGCUCCACUUUUCUCACCGGCUCAGCCCACAUCGCCGCCGCUCUCCGUCCUCGCAUCCGCCCUAUCACGUCCACUCCCGCUUUCAAACUAACCACAGCUACCGUCUUCAACUGUGACGCGAUAAAAUGCUUCAGAAUUUCAUCGAAUUUGGGGGCUGUUGCUCUUGAAACAGCGGAGACGGAUGCUGAAGAAGACAUCGAGUCUAUUUUUUCAAGUAUGUCCGCCGAUGAUGUCGAUCAAAGGCGCCGCCGGAGCAAGCAAUCGGCUACAGGUGCUUCGGGCAUUUCAUCCGGGGUUAAGCUGGAGAAUAUCAGCAAAACCUAUAAAGGGCUUACCGUGUUGAGAGACGUGAGCUGGGAGGUGAAGAAGGAAGAGAAAGUCGGGUUGGUUGGCGUGAAUGGAGCGGGCAAAACUACACAGAUGAGGAUUAUUGCGGGAUUGGAAGAACAGGACUCGGGAAAUGUGAUCAAAGCGAGGCCCAAUAUGAAAAUAGCAUUUCUGAACCAGGAAUUUGAGGUCGAAGCGUCACGGACUUUAAAGGAAGAGUUCCUAAGUGCAUUCAAGGAGGAAAUGGAGGUGGCAUCAAGGCUGGAGAAGGUUCAGAAGGCUAUCGAGAAGUCGGUUGAUGACUUGGAGCUGAUGGGAAGGCUAUUAGAUGAGUUUGAUUUGCUGCAGAGGAGGGCGCAGGCAGUGGACUUGGAUGAAGUUGAUGUGAAGGUUAAUAAGAUGAUGCCCGAGCUAGGGUUCCUCCCAGAGGAUGCCGAUAGACUUGUUGCCUCGUUCAGCGGCGGGUGGCAAAUGAGGAUGUCACUUGGGAAGAUUCUGCUGCAGGACCCAGAUUUACUACUCUUGGAUGAACCCACAAAUCAUCUUGAUCUUGAUACAAUCGAGUGGCUUGAGGGGUAUCUGAAUACGCAGGAUGUGCCAAUGGUUAUCAUAUCACAUGACCGAGCAUUCCUUGACCAGUUAUGUACAAAGAUUGUGGAGACCGACCAGGGUGUUUCCCGGACAUUUGAAGGAAACUAUUCCAAUUACAUUAUUAAAAGGGGAGCAUGGAUUGAAGCCCAGUUCGCAGCCUGGGAAAAACAACAGAAAGAAAUUGAACAAGCAAAAGGUUUGAUUAAUAGGUUAAGUGCAGGGGCAAACUCAGGCCGUGCAUCUACUGCUGAAAAGAAGCUGGAAAAGCUUCAGGAAGGGGAUCAAGUUGAUAAGCCCUUUAUUCGGAAACAAAUGAAGAUAACAUUCCCUGAGCGGGGAAGAAGCGGAAGAUCUGUUGCAACAAUUAAAAAUAUGGACUUUUCUUAUGGCGAUAAGGUCCUUCUCAAGAACGUUAAUCUAACUAUAGAAAGAGGAGAAAAAAUUGCCAUCCUCGGUCCAAAUGGGUGUGGAAAGAGUACUUUACUGAAGUUGAUUAUGGGUCUAAAGAGCCCAACCAAAGGUGAAAUCUUGCUUGGGGAUCAUAAUGUGGUACCAAACUACUUCGAACAAAACCAGGCAGAAGCACUUGAUUUGGGCAAGACAGUAAUUGAGACUGUAGCUGAAGCUGCAGAGAACUGGAGACUAGAUGAUAUUAAAGGACUUCUUGGGCGUUGUAAUUUUAAAGCCGACAUGCUUGAUAAAAAGGUUUCAGUUUUGAGUGGUGGUGAGAAGGCACGCCUUGCCUUUUGCAAAUUCAUGGUCAUACCCUCCACUUUUCUAAUACUUGAUGAACCAACGAAUCAUCUUGAUAUUCCAUCAAAAGAAAUGCUUGAGGAGGCAAUAACAGAGUACCAGGGUACGGUCAUAACUGUGUCACAUGAUCGAUAUUUCAUAAAGCAAAUUGUUAACAGAGUGUUGGAAGUGAAAGACUGCACUUUACAGGAUUAUGAUGGGGAUUAUGAAUAUUAUUUAGAAAAAAACUUGGAGGCCCGGGAAAAACAAAUGGAGAGGGAGGCAGAGCUGGAUGAGAAGUCCCCCAAAGUUAAAUCCAAAGCAAAAAUGUCAAAGGCCGAGAAGGAAGCACGGAAGAAGCAGAAGCAGCAGUCUUUCCAAGCAGCCAACCAGAGGUCCAAAAAAACAAAGAACUCCAAGAGAUGGAACUAAAUUCAUUCAUUUUAUUAACACACAAAAAAAAAAUUGAAGCAACUCUGCAGUGCUAUUUGUAACUAUUAUUACUACUAGACUUGUAGUUAGUUGAAUCAGCCAGCAGCCAACAACAUUGUCUAGUCUGUAUGUACAUAUUACAAAAAACAGCAAUUAAUUUUGAAGAGAAGAAUGAAAAUUCUCAUUACAAAAUCUGGUCACUUGGAAAAGUGGAAUUUGAUUAGGCUUGUUGUUGUAUUAUCAUUUUCAUAACCCAUCAUUCUUCAUCUGUGGGUUUUGAAAAUUCUUUAUUUUGCAGUUCCAUUUACCAGUUAUACCCAUUUUGCUAUGUCUUCUGCUCAAUGAUAUUUCAAAAGGUCUACAAGUCUUUUGCUGAAUGACAUGUCAACAAGUUGGUCUCAAAUUCCUUUGAUUGACACUUCAACUAAUUACAAAAAAGUGGCGGGCAACAAAUUGCGCGGCUGGCCGUAGAGUAGAUUUCCCUUCACGUGGAUCUUAGAGAAAGUUCAUUGGAGCCUCCUUCUUAGCCGAAAUCUUUGUCCGCUUUAAAACAUCACAUAGAACAUUCCUGAUCAGAUCAUAUUUGUAUUUAAAACCAAGUAAAAACUCCUUGCAAUA